UGCCUGUAGUAAGUCUGAGACUGUAACCGGCAAGGGUAACUUAGUACUACAAGUGCUACUUGCUAACUGAUCUCCCAUAUAUUAAACUGCUACUGCUUGUAUAUAUCAUUCGCGGUGGGGUUGCAGAAAUAAAGCAUUUCCGCUUUUGCUGAUGGGUAAGAUUAACUUCACGGCCGACGAAGCCUCCAUCCUCAAGGCCUAUAAGUUAUCAUCCCAGAACCCGACGAAAUGGGAGGAGAUAGAUCACGACUUGGAAGAUCCUCUUUCUGACCUCCUCACCUCCCAAUCCAACGAUGGGGACGGUGACCCCCUGGGACUUGGCGGCGUCAUUGAUCUGACGAGUCUGGAUGCAGAAUCGAAAAUGUCGGUGCUCAUCUCUUCCAAAUCAUUUGAUCCCAAAGCCUUCCUAUCUGCCGUACACCCAAAUGCAACCUACCAAGAUCUCGCAGCAGGCAUUACACAUCUACAAUCAUCUAUCGAUGUCCGUUCAGAGGCUGUCCGUGUCCUCGUGGAGGAUAACUUCGAUCGGUUCGUUGCCGUCAAGGCUUCCACUGAUGCGUUAUAUGCGGAGAUGUGCGAGGGAUUACUUAGCGACAAGGCGGAAUUUGCUAGCAGACCGCUCGUAGACUACUUAAAACGAUCAGCCGCGAAGGCUAAUCAAGUAUUCCUCCCUGUCCUCGAGAACAGCGCCAAAGCCCAAAAGUUGCGCACUACGCUCGGCGUUUUUGAGCGCUCCAAGUUCUUCUUCAGCCUUCCGGGAUUUCUCGUGGAAUCUAUCGAGGCUGGAAGGUAUGAAGCUGCAAUGCGUCAGUACAACAAGGGCAAGUUUCUCCUCGACUCUCGCCCUGGGCAGCUCCUCCCUGUCGAAGCAGGUGCGAAUGCUGGGUCUACAGCGCAACAAAAGAGGAUAUUAGACAAAGUGUGGGCAAAUGUUGAAAAGGUGAUGGGAGAGAUGAAGGCACUACUUUUGGCACGGUUGCAAGAACCAGGAAGGAGCGUCGAGGAAAUGGAGAGAGGGAUUGAGAUUCUCCUGGAACUAAAUGUGCCUGAAGAUCCGAUAUGGACUUACUUCGAUAGCCAGCACAAGCACAUUAUGGACCGGAUGAGUGCUGCCUACAGGACUGGUGUUUCAAACAUCGAUGCCACGAAGUCUCGCACGGCACCUGAUCUGUCGUCUCCGAAUGCACUAAGACAGAUCCUUGGUGCACAACUCCAGGUAUGUAUUGUAGCGCUGGAGAGCAAAACGCCGGACGCUGUAAUUGCGCAAGCAGGCGGUCAUGAAGUGUGGCAGGCUAUCUGGGACAUGGUGAAAAACAUUUCCGAGGUUAUGGUCUCUUCUCUGCCCAACUUUUGGAAAAUCGCAAGGAGUUUCUUGGAGGGGAAAUUCAAACGAACUUCGUCGUCGAGGCGCAGUGCCUCCCAAUGCAGGCAAAUGGCACUUGACAUCAUCAAGCUCUACAUCAGUUUCCUCUCAGAAUUCUUUAUUCUUUCUGACGUUUUAUCAAACUCCUCGACCCCCAACUCUCCCGAACAUCUCCCAUCUCAUUCGAACUCGCUAACGACCGCUCACUGGUUGGUCAAGAUCCUUAGCGAGGUCCAAGAUUGCGUCACAGAGGUUGGUGCAUUGGAACUUGGAGAAGGAGGUCUGGUGAAAGGACUAGUGGAGAGCGUGCGGUGGCGUUUUGAAGAUGUAUUAGUGAGAUCUUGGUUGCGAGACGCCAACUACAUGUACGCACUCGAAUCAUUCACGCCCAAUCUUUCCAUCCCUUCCACAACGCUUUACCUCGCUCAUCUCGAAUCGUUCAUGCGCCACCUCGCAACGUCAGCAUUCAAAAUCGCGGGUGGUAUCUCGACAGACAGCGGAUCGGGCGUGUUGCGGGUAACGCAACAGAAUGUUGUGCCACCAGCAUUCACAGCGAAGAUUACCAAGGCAUUUUUGGAUGCAAUAUACGCAGUUCUGGAUGGGCUCGUAGUGCUUGUCGCGGAGGAAGUGCCACCAGGUGCGGGCAGCAUCGUGGCAGCGGGAGCUUCUGAGCGAGAAGGGAAGGAGGAACUGAUUGACCUGCGGGACUCGAAUACGAGGCUGCUCCUCGUGAUAUCAAAUUUCUCACAUUUAUCAGGGCUGUUGAUACCCAGUAUGUUAUCUCAGCUAGAGAAUGCGCUCGGAGUAUCAGUUGAGGAUGAUAGAAAGACACUAAUGAAAGCAGUGACUGCACUGGACAAGACUCUUUUUGACGGAUAUGUCAAACCCAAGGCUGCCGCCGUCGCAAUCAUCUUGCGAGAGGGAAUUCUCGACAAAAACAUGGAUUGGUAUGAGACGCCGCAACCUACCGAAGUACGACCAUUUAUGUACAAGGCCUUGAUUGGCCUCGUCGAGAUCCAUGCACAAAUAAGCCGCGUCGCAGAGAAUCUUCUCGAACGCGUGAUGUACGCGCUUAUCGAGAACGUCGCUCAAGAUGCAUUACUCUCGUUCAAACAAGUCAAGCGGUUCGGCAUGGGCGGUAUGCUUCGUGCUACGCUAGAGAUCGAGUUCUUGCACCAAACGCUUGCUCGCUACGUGUCUUCACCGGCCGCGAAGACACUUUCAGAGCUGUACAAUAAGAUCUCGCAGGCGUAUGCACGGCGGCCGGGAGAUGAGAAUUUGCAGUCGAAUCUGGACAGUGUGAAGAGGACGCUGGCGGAGAGUCGGCGUGCAACUGGGAUUGAGUUUAUGUGCUUUAGAGCGGCCAAGGAGAGGAGUGGGAAGGGGAAGAAGGGGAAGGACGAGGGUAGGGAGCGGAAGGAGAGAGGGAAGGACAGGGAAGGCAGAGGUGAUAACAGUACAGCUUCAUGAUCUCUGGCCCCUUCCCUGAAUUGAUUUGCGAUUGCUGUCAUCACUACCUUCUGAUGUUGUGAAGCUAGCUAGCUUGAGUCUGGCAGUUCUAAUGUGACACGAUAAAGCGACAA
Messenger RNA from Suillus clintonianus, 2946 nucleotides. Its product is annotated as exocyst complex component Sec5-domain-containing protein. Lineage: Eukaryota; Fungi; Basidiomycota; Agaricomycetes; Boletales; Suillaceae. The record is from RefSeq and is a predicted model, not a curated record. Gene Ontology annotation, biological process: Golgi to plasma membrane transport; exocytosis. The coding region runs from base 152 to 2833 and encodes 893 amino acids. The transcript has 15 exons. Gene Ontology annotation, cellular component: exocyst.